Molecule: messenger RNA, 4416 nt
Organism: Coregonus clupeaformis (lake whitefish)
Lineage: Eukaryota; Metazoa; Chordata; Actinopteri; Salmoniformes; Salmonidae
Product: E3 ubiquitin-protein ligase RFWD3
Exons: 13
Coding region: 205-2346 (713 amino acids)
Biological process (GO): double-strand break repair via homologous recombination; interstrand cross-link repair; protein ubiquitination
Cellular component (GO): site of double-strand break; nucleus
Molecular function (GO): protein binding; ubiquitin protein ligase activity
Source: RefSeq, a predicted model, not a curated record
CUGGCGGGGAUAUUCGAGCCUUCCAAAUGACGGUGGGGAUAGCAACGAAACUAGGAAUGCGAACGGAUUAUUUUCUACAUCAAAUGUUAUGCUUUUUAAAUUAAAAGUAAUGUAGUUGAGCCAUUUAGAUGUCAUGGUAACCCACGAAGUUUGACACUGGCAAGGAUCGUUUUGGUAAAACGCGAAUUUUCAAGUGCUUUUCAAAUGGAGGCGAUGGAGGUGGACUUGCAGCUGGGGGGCCCCAGUAGGGAACCAGAACCAGAUGCUAUGGCAGGCCAGGUAGAUCUCCCUAUCAUCAUUCCUGACUCUGGCAGCGAAACUGAGGUAGAGGACGAGGCAGACGCGGCUCCCCUUGACCCACCACGGCUCCCGACCACCUGGGCGUUCAGUCAGAACAGAGUCAGAGUGGAGGGUCAAGUUGGGCCCAGGAUCAGAAUGGAGGGUCAUAUUGGGCCCAGGGUCACUACAGCAGCAGCCCUGAGGCAGCGGAGAGCCAGGCCAGGCGUCAGGGAGCUGUACCCCACCCAGACCUCUGCUAGCCGCUUCCUAGAUUUCCUGCUGCGAGUCCCUACAGCCAACCAGGCCGAGCCUGACUCUGGCAAUACCACAGAGGUGAGCGAGUCAGAGGAUGAGGCAGAGCCAGUAGACUCUCACAACCCUGGCGAACUUGCCUUUCCCUCCAGCCCUCGUCUGAACCCUCCCGUUGCAGCCAUGCCACUGCAAGGCCUAAAUCCUUCAGAUUCUAAUGCAACCACAGAGGCUGCGAGGACAGAGUCUGGAAAUCAAGUGAAUCCUGAGAGUGUUACAGCCCCAGUGGCCACCAGUGGUGCAGCUCUUCGGUCGUCCCAAGGGGAUGAGGGGGACGGGGAGACCUGCUCUAUCUGCUUUGAGCCCUGGACCACGUCAGGGGAGCACCGCCUGGCCACCCUGCGCUGCGGACAUCUCUUCGGCUACACCUGCAUCGACCGCUGGGUGAAGGGCCAGGGCCAGGGAGCCAAGUGUCCCCAGUGCAACAAGAAGGCCAAGCGCUCUGAUAUCGUCCUCCUGUACGCACGCAAGCUGAGGGCUUUGGACAACACAGAGCAGGAGAAUAUGAAGAGGUCAUUGGAGCAGGAGCAGUCAAUGCGGAGGAGGGCUGAACUAGAGUCAGCCCAGUGCCGACUACAACUGCAGGUGAUGACAGAUGAAUGUGGGAAACUACGCAAGCAGAUACAGGAGCUGAAGAUGCUGAUGGCCCAGACUGGCUGUGGGCCCUCUAAGAACUCAGGGGCCUCUCUCUCCGGGCUCUCACAGAGACAGGACAGCACCCAGGGCGGCCACUACGUCUUCUCCAAGGCCGUGCUGGUGUCUCAGGCGGGGGGCUGCAGGGUGCUGGCCUACUGUGAACCACUCAGCUGCCUGCUGGCCUCCCAUCCCUCCCCACACACCACCCUGGUGCCCGGCUACGGGGUGAAGAAGGUGAGUACGGUGAAUCUGAAGGCAUGCCAGUACGUUCCCAUCCAUGCCAAACAGAUCAGAGGCCUGGCGUUCAACAGACAAGCUGACAGCCUCCUACUCUCUGCUGCCCUGGACAACACCAUCAAACUCACCAGUCUAAUGACCAACACAGUGGUGCAGACGUACAACACGGGUAAACCAGUGUGGAGCUGCUGCUGGUGCCUGGACAACAACAACUACGUGUACGCUGGUCUCAGUAACGGCUCUGUGCUGGUGUAUGACACCAGAGACACCAGCACACACAUCCAGGAGCUGCAGCCACUACGCACUAGGUGUCCCGUGGCCUCUCUGUCCUACGUGCCUCGCGCCUCCUCCAGCUCGUUCCCGUGCGGCGGCCUCAUCUCAGGCUCUCUGGAGGGGGGCUGCUUCUGGGAGCAGGUGGACGGCACCACUUACAGACCCCACAUUUUACCCCUGGAGACAGGAGGCUGUACAGACAUCCAGGUGGAGCCAGAGAGCAGACACUGUCUGGUCACCUACAGACCAGGGCGCUCCAACCCGUCUCUGCGUUGUGUUCUGAUGGAGCUGAACAGGACUUUCCAGCAGGAUACGGCCCAGGAGCCCUCGUGUUCCUGCUACCCUGUCCAGACCUUCAGCGCCGGCUCCUCCUGCAAAGUGCUCACCAAGAACGCUGUGUUCAGAAGCCCGGCCGGGGAGGGCUCCACACUGGUCUGUGCCGGGGACGAGUCCACCAACUCCACCAUGGUGUGGGAUGCAGGGAGUGGAUCCCUGAUUCAGAAGUUGCCUGCUGACCUCCCAGUGUUGGACAUCUGCCCAUUUGAGGUGAAUCAGGGCAGUUACCUGGCCUCUCUCACUGAGAAGAUGCUCAAAAUCUACAAGUGGGAAUGAGGAGAGAUUAUGGCGGAGAACAUACACACCACCAGCAUAGAGCAUGUAUGAGUAGGGCAGCUGCUGCACUGUAUAAAUGGCAUCCAUUUAAAACAGCCUUUUCUUAGACUACAGAGGAGCCUUUGUUGGGUUUGCAUUGCAGUGGAGGGACUGGAGAGAUGUCACACUGCUGCACUGUUAUCAAGGAACUGAUAACUGGAGUGCCUGUACACAUACACCACUGUCCUAAAUGUUUACAUUUGAGAAUCACUGAAAACAUCCCAUCAAAAUGAACAGAUAUAAUACAGCAAGACAGGGGUACCCUACCCACUCACCACUACCCAGCUUUUCCUUUGGAUGUGAAGAUGAAUCUGUGUUUUUGUCAACCAUGCUGCCAAUGCUUGUUUUAAUUUUGCAAUGUUAUGUUAAAACAUUGGGCUAUGUUCAGUUGGUGAACGUUGCAGAUAGAAAUUCCAUGAAUAGAGCCGAUGUGAGUCCUUAUUCUACAUAUCAGAGAGGCAUGUUUGAGCUACAUUGCCUGUUUCUAGCUGAACGUUCCAAAACGUUAAAUCCUGCUGAACGUGCUGCUGGUCUCCUGGUUCACACAGGCAGCCCAAUUGUGGGGCGCGUUCAGCAGGAUUUAACUUUUUGGAAUGUUCAGAUAGCCUAUUUCUAUGUAGAUCAAACAUGCCUCUCUGCUAUGUAGAAUAAGGAAUGCCAUCGGUUCUAUUCAUGACAUUUCUAUCUGCAACGUUCGAGAACGUUUAGCAGCUGAACAUGGCCCUGAACUUUUUUCCACUAAUUGGUCUUUUGACCAAUCACAUGAGUUCUUUUCACGUCAGAUCUUUUUCAGUGCUGAUCUGAUUGGUCAAAAGACAAAUUAGUGAAUAAAAUAUCAGAAUUGGGCUGCCUGUAUAAACGCAGCCUUUGAGAUGGAUCCAUGGAUAAAAAUCAGGACAUCUAUAGCUAACAAGUGUUACAUUUCCUGGAAUUUGAUUAGAGCAACUGAUCAGCAGGCUUUAUCAAAAAUCGUUAAGAAUAUAAAUACAAUGAUGGUUUGCUUAUUUUAGUUCCAGAGGAAAUUGUAUAUACAUGUAUAUUUGAUACCAAAUGUUUGUGUACAAUUUCAAAUGUAAUAAAAUAUAAAUAAUUGGUUAUUGUUCAUCCUGAUGUAGGUUUGGGCGGUAUCCAGAUUGUCAUAACUUUAUACCGACCUUGUGCCAUACCAGGAUAUUCAGUAAUACCGGCACGGAACACAAGGGGAGCUGUAAUCCAAAGGUUAGCAAUGCUAACAAGUACAUGUAAAAUACCAUAGAAAAUGCUAACGAUCGCAUUGGGAACAUUUAGUGCAGUUUCUGACAAAUUAUACAAGUAACUCACACAUGCUACACAGUUUGCUGCACGCACAAAACAAAUAUUAGUCAGCAAGGUUCUUGAUCCAUGAGGGGAUUAUCUGCUGUUGUCAAGCUAAUGCUUGAUUUUGGAAGAAGCUAACCCCUUAGCUAGAUAACGAACUAGCUACUGAAUUAGUAAACCAAAUGCACAACUCCAGAGCAUUUAGCACAUUUUAGACAGUUAACUUAAUAGUUAUAAGAUAUCUAGCUGGCAAACAUUUUAGUUGUAAAUUCCAUACAGUAAUUAGAUCACCUGGUGCAUGCUGCACAACAGUGAGUGACUCACAAGGCUCCGGUCUCUCGUCAUUGUGUGCUUGUAAACAAACACCACAUGAUGUGACUGGGUACUAUGUGUAAGCUUCAUACUAAUGUGACAGGUGAAAUGAAGAACGCAAUGUUCUUUAUCUCCUAACUUAUUGCACAAGUUAACUGCAGGUAUGUACUUAAAAACUAGCUACAAAUUCACAUUUAUUAAACUUUAAACAGUAUUUAUUUAUUUUUUUACUGUUUCAAUGGUAUUGACGGUAUUGAAAAACCCUCCAGUGGCUUUUUCCAAAUACCCCGUUAUAUGGUAUAUACAGUAUACCGCCCAAGCCUAUCCUGAUGUGAUUCAUACUGCAGAUUGCUUGCUGCAAAAGGUUAGCUAGCUUGCUAUUUUCAUAAACCUUAUUUUUUUCAAUAAAAAACAUUGUCUUCA